GUAGUUCGUCCUGACUAUCUACAUCAACGGAAAAAAAAACGCUACGGAAACGCAAUCAUGGCUCGAUUCUUCGUCGUCGCGGCGGUUCUGGCGCUCGCCUCUGCCGUCAACGCGCAGUGCGGCUCGGGCACGCCUGACGCCCGGGUGACGGGCUCGAGCGGCUCCUACACGGCGUCAAAGGGGUCGAGCACGGUGUACUCGGGGUCGGACUAUCGCGCAGCGAUCCAAAGCGCGCUGGACUCGAUCAGCUCGGGGCAGCGCGUCGCCGUCAUAGCGUCGGGCUCGAUCGGCGCCAACACGAUCACGAUCAGCAGCGGCAAGACGUUCGAGGGCUGCGGUACCAUCGACGUCGGCAACCGGUCCGGGCGCGGCGCCAUCGAGUCGCUCGGCACCUCGGACGUCAAGAUCCCGUACCUCAGCCUGACCGGCAACCCGUACUUCGGCCUGCGCUUCUACGGCACGCGCAACCUCGAGCUCGGCCAGAUCACCAUGAACCUCAGCGGCGGCCUCGGCAUCCGCUUCGACCGCGACAACGCCGCCAACGCCAACGUCAAGAUCGACGUCGUCCGCGUCACCGGCGCCGGCAGCCACGCCGUCGAGACCUGGAACAUCGACGGCCUCGAGGUCAACCAGGUCAUCGCCCGCAACGUCGGCGAGUGCGGCCUCCUGCUCCAGAAGACCACCAACGCGCGCGUCAAGCUCGUCGACGGCGACAACGUCGCCGCCGGCAACGGCUACGCCACCUUCCGCAUGGCCAACAACAACGGCCAGACCUCCGACGGCGCCUACAACACCAACGUCCGCGUCGACAAGGUCGUCUCGCGCGGCGGCGGGCGCGGCGUCUUCUGCGUCUCCCAGUCCGGCGGUGCCGUCAUCGAAAACGUCGACCUCGCUAACAAUGGCAACAACGCGAUCCUCAUAGAGAACUGCUACAACGUCGCCAUCCGCAGCGGCACCGUCCAGGGCGGCGGCGAGGUCCGCCUCGCCGCUCGCAGCGAAUUCCCGAACAACCGCGACAUCUCAAUUAGCCUCACGGUGAACGAUAACACCGUCAGAGAGUCCCCAUGCGGCCAGAAUAUCGCCUGGUCCAUCCAGGGCAAUGCCCAGAAGACCAUUUGUUAAAUGUGAAUAUUGCCGACGACCCUCGGAAAGAUCACGACGCCGAAGCUAUUGGAGUUCCUCCCAGCAAGAAUAUGUAUAUAGUUUUUCCCGACGGUCCACAAUCCGCCCCGCGAAGUUUAUACAAUCUGAUAUAUAUCAAACCCCCAGGAUGUGAAAGCAAAUUUCCUUUUCCUGUCUACUGCUCUAGUUUCUAAUAGUCGCUACCGUGUAAUACCU
Messenger RNA from Durotheca rogersii, 1338 nucleotides. RefSeq lists its product as uncharacterized. The record is from RefSeq and is a predicted model, not a curated record. Bases 58 to 1122 code for a protein of 354 amino acids. NCBI's taxonomy places the organism in Eukaryota, Fungi, Ascomycota, Sordariomycetes, Xylariales, Xylariaceae. The transcript has a single exon.